Cuscuta campestris is the source of this 1355-nucleotide messenger RNA. NCBI's taxonomy places the organism in Eukaryota, Viridiplantae, Streptophyta, Magnoliopsida, Solanales, Convolvulaceae. The record is from the annotation of a GenBank genome assembly.
CAGUAUCAAUGACACCACCGUCCCCGGCCCAAGCCACACCGCUCACCACCUAAAAACUCCAAAUUCCGCUUCUUCUUCCCUUUUCUGGGUUCUGAUUCUUGGAAUUCCCAAAUUUCCCAGAGCUCAAUGUUUUUCUGUGCUCUCAUCUCUUCUUGAGAAAAGAUCAAUCAUGUUCAGAUCCUCGAUUCUCGUCCCCGUCGUCACCCUCCUCGUCACCGUUCCUCUGCUUUUCCUCUUGGCUCCCAAAAUCCUUCCUCCGCGCCGUCUCUCCAUCACCGCCCCCGACGAGCUCGACGAUCUCUCCCUCUUCGAGAAGGCCAUCGUCGCCCAGACCACUUUCCCCAAACGCCCCCCCUCUCGCGGCGGCCCUUCCAACAAAUUCCGGCUCGGAUCCACCGCCACCCGCCGCCCCAAAAUCGCCUUCCUCUUCCUCACCAACACUGACCUCUACUUUGCCCCGCUUUGGGAGCUCUUCUUCAAUGGAACCCCACCCGUGGAUCCGCAUUUGUACAACAUCUACAUCCACGCCGACCCGACUGUCCCCAUUUCCCCUCCCGGGGGCGUCUUCAAGGAUCGGUUCAUCCCGGCUAAACGGACCCAAAGAUCCUCUCCCACUCUCGUCUCCGCCGCGCGCCGCCUCAUCGCCACCGCAAUGUUGGACGACCCGGCGAACGAGUUCUUUGCGCUCAUAUCUCAGCACUGCAUACCCCUCCACUCCUUCGGUUACUUUUACAAUUUUCUCCUUGAUACCCGUAAGCUCUCCCACCAAAUGCAGUACCCUAGCUACAUAGAGAUCUCGUCCGAUUCGCCCUUUCUGUGGAGCAGGUACAUUGCCAGGGGAGAAGACGUGAUGGAGCCGGAGGUCCGAUUCCAGGAAUUCCGGAUCGGGUCCCAAUUCUUCGUCCUCACCCGCAGGGACUCUUUGCUGGUGAUCAAAGAUCGGCGGCUUUGGAGGAAAUUCAAGAAACCCUGCAUAGACAUUGAAUCCUGCUACCCGGAGGAACAUUACUUCCCAACCCUAAUCUCAAUGCAGAAUCCAAACGGGUCGGCGGGCCACACAUUAACCCGGGUGAAUUGGACCGACACAGUGGACGGGCAUCCCCACACCUACCAUCCUCAGGAGGUCUCGCCUGAGCUUAUAUACACUCUCAGGAAAUCGAACUCCACUUAUUCAUAUAUGUUCGCCAGGAAAUUCUCUUCGGAUUGCCUCAAGCCCUUGAUGGAAAUGGCGGAUUCAGUGAUCUUCAAAGAUUAGAUUUUUUUCCUUCCCCGGAGUCAGCUGAGAAGGCAUUGUAUUGAGGUGGUUGUGAUGACAAUUCAGGCACUCUUGGACACAGGUUUGAUUGGUGGGGUUU